AUGGUGACUGCCAACUCAGUGACUUUGCGGUCCUCUAUUCAAACAUCACGAGCCUCUGUUACCAACGAACCGGUCAAAAGGCUGGAUGUACGCCCAAAGUCAUGUUCUAACGCUCCGCCCUCGUGGGCUGACCCACAGUCCUCGGAAACCGAGUCCACGACCGACCGAAUUCGACCGGCGUCAGCCGUUCUUGGCGGAAGAUGUAGCCGUUACACCAUACCCUCUAUUCUCGCUCGUAGCAGCCGUCUACUUUCGGCUCCCGUGUCGCAAACUUCACUCGUACUCAGUGACGCAGGCACCUUUCAACUGGUGCUUGGCAAGCACUCAGACCAGUCAAAGUCACAUAUUCUGUCACUUGAUAAGGACCUUCAUGAGAAGCGGAAGUUAGAGUCAAAACGGAUGCACAAGUAUACGCUUAAACACUAUAGCCCAAUCCGCGCUGUUUGGGACUGGUUCAUCCUCAUUCUAGUUAUCUACACCGUCAUAUUCACCCCCUACAUGACCGCUUUCCUUCUCAACUACAAGGCAGCCCCAGGACACCGUGCCAUCCUCGGCACCGUUGAUAUCAUGGUGGAUAUUAUGUUUGUCUGCGACAUCAUCAUCAACUUUCGGACUACCUACGUCAACAAGAACGACGAGGUGGUCUCCAAUCCGAAGAAGAUUGCAACGCAUUACCUCAAGGGGUGGUUCGUCAUCGAUGUGGUUGCAGCAAUCCCCUUCGAUGCGCUGUUUUUUCGAUCGCAGGAAAAACAGCCCACCGCUCUGAUCGGUCUCCUUAAGUCGGCUCGUCUGCUGCGUCUGAUCAAUGUCGCACGCAAACUGGACCGCUACUCGGAGUACGGAACGGCCAUCCUGGUCCUGCUGACGUCCGUCUUCGUCCUCAUUGCUCAUUGGCUCGCCUGUAUAUGGUACGCGAUCGGCAACGCGGAGCACCAGCACAGCACACCAAAGAUUGGCUGGUUGGCCACGCUGGCCGAACAGACGCACCAGUACUACAACGACAGCCCGUGCUCAGGCCCCACCCUCCAAACCAAGUACAUCACCGCCCUCUACUUCACCUUCUCCAGCCUCACCUCCAUCGGAUUCGGCAAUGUCAGCCCCAACACCAACGCCGAGAAGGUCUUCUCCAUCGUCGUCAUGCUAGUCGGCUCCCUAAUGUACGCCAGCAUCUUCGGCAACGUGAGCGCCAUCAUCCAGCGCCUCUACAGCGGCACGGCGCGCUACCACGCGCAGAUGCUGCGCAUCAAGGAGUUCAUCCGCUUCCACCAAAUCCCAGGUCCGCUGCGCCAGCGCCUCGAGGAGUACUUUAUCCACGCGUGGGCCUACACCUACGGCAUCGACAUGGGUGUCGUGCAGCGCUCCUUCCCCGACUGCCUCCAGUCGGACAUCUGCAUGCACAUCUACAAGAAGUUGCUGAAGGGCACUCGAGCACUCGAAGGUGCGUCAUCACUUCCCUUUUUUUCUUCUAAAUUUACUCUGCUUGCUUCAUUGUUAGUGCGUCACUUCUGCCUACAGAGUUUUGGUCAAAUGAACGCAGAUAUAUCACUUAUGUAUUGCCUGCUUAGUGUCUUCAUUGGCUUCUGGUACAAGCGGUCCUGUUUUGCUCCGGUAUACCUUUCCUGCCUCCCUUUUUUUGUCCUGCUAGUUUGUUCAAAUCACAUGCACUUUUCACCGAUUGCGCAUCUAACGCACGAAUGCCUCUGUGCGAAGCCGAAGCCAUUGUCCAAAUUAACCAAUUUUGGGACACAUCUUGGGUGA
This is a messenger RNA of Mesocestoides corti, 1758 nucleotides long. The record is from the annotation of a GenBank genome assembly. Lineage: Eukaryota; Metazoa; Platyhelminthes; Cestoda; Cyclophyllidea; Mesocestoididae.